Ornithorhynchus anatinus (platypus) is the source of this 703-nucleotide messenger RNA. RefSeq names its product HOATZ cilia and flagella associated protein (gene HOATZ). The coding region runs from base 16 to 474 and encodes 152 amino acids. Lineage: Eukaryota; Metazoa; Chordata; Mammalia; Monotremata; Ornithorhynchidae. Gene Ontology annotation, biological process: cilium assembly. The transcript is spliced from 6 exons. The record is from RefSeq and is a predicted model, not a curated record.
GCAUCCUUCGUUGCCAUGGCGACGGGCCGGUCCCGGGGACGGCGGGGCAGCGCGGAGCGGAGCCCCGGCAGCUCGGCGGACGAGACCGAGGGGCUGCUGCUGUUCGCCGGCUCCUCCGCCCGGGACGUCACCCUGGCCAAGACCUUCUGGCUAUCGGAAGCCGGACCCGGCCUCAGCCCGCCGCCCGCACCCCUCCCCCAGAGAAACCUGACCCAAUCGCUCUCCAUGCUGGACCCCAAGAGUGAACAAGUCAUCGUGGAAGCCCACCGAGCCCAAGAAGAGGAAGCGAGAGAAUGGUAUUUUCAGAAGGCGAAGCGAAGGGAAGAUAUUCUGGCUCUUCUGAGAAAACAGAGAGAAGACAGGAUCAGGAAAGAACAACUUGCCCUUCGGCAGAAGCCCAGCAUGAAGGUCAUGGAAGCCAAGAUGGCGGCCGUUGUUUUGGACGGUGAAGAACAGCAGGCGUGGAGGCCCUGAACCAGUUUGAGGACAGAUGGAGCAGCCAAAGCCCUGUCCUACCGAAACAAGCCCGAGCCCGAAGCCUGGACACUCUCCCUAACCCCUACUUGCAGCUCUUCGAGUUUGCCCACCUGAGGCAGGGACCCUGGGGUGGGUGGACUCCCACCUUCAGCUUCCGCCUGUCUCUGGGUUAAGUCAGAGCAGCCGCUGUCCAUCCGACUGUCUUUAAAGAGAGCUUCAUGUACUG